Messenger RNA from Parnassius apollo (apollo), 1353 nucleotides. Lineage: Eukaryota; Metazoa; Arthropoda; Insecta; Lepidoptera; Papilionidae. The record is from the annotation of a GenBank genome assembly.
AUGAGGGAAUGCAUCUCAGUCCACAUCGGCCAAGCUGGCGUCCAAAUCGGGAAUGCGUGUUGGGAGCUGUACUGCCUCGAGCACGGCAUUCAGCCCGAUGGCCAAAUGCCUUCGGACAAGACCCUGGGCGGCGGAGACGACUCCUUCAAUACAUUCUUCAGUGAAACCGGAGCGGGCAAGCACGUGCCCAGGGCGGUAUUCGUCGAUCUGGAACCUACUGUUGUUGACGAGGUCCGCACAGGUACCUACCGCCAGCUAUUCCACCCGGAGCAGCUGAUCACUGGCAAAGAGGACGCGGCGAAUAACUACGCGCGCGGACACUACACCAUCGGCAAGGAGAUUGUGGACGUCGUGCUCGACAGGAUCAGGAAACUCGCCGAUCAAUGUACCGGCCUGCAGGGCUUCCUGGUGUUCCACUCGUUCGGCGGCGGCACUGGCUCCGGCUUUACGUCGCUGCUGAUGGAGCGCCUCUCCGUCGACUACGGCAAGAAGUCCAAGCUCGAGUUCUCCAUCUACCCGGCGCCACAGGUAUCAACAGCAGUGGUGGAGCCGUACAACUCGAUCCUGACGACGCACACAACGCUCGAGCACUCGGACUGCGCGUUCAUGGUGGACAACGAAGCCAUCUACGACAUCUGCCGGAGAAACCUCGACAUUGAGCGCCCCACCUACACCAACCUUAACCGGCUCAUCGGCCAGAUCGUGUCGUCGAUCACGGCGUCGCUGCGGUUCGACGGCGCGCUGAACGUGGACCUGACGGAGUUCCAGACCAACCUGGUUCCGUAUCCGCGCAUCCACUUCCCGCUCGCCACGUACGCGCCCGUCAUCUCCGCGGAGAAGGCAUACCACGAGCAGCUCACCGUCGCCGAGAUCACCAACGCCUGCUUCGAGCCCGCUAACCAGAUGGUGAAAUGCGACCCCCGUCACGGCAAAUAUAUGGCGUGCUGCAUGCUGUACAGAGGAGACGUGGUGCCGAAGGAUGUGAACGCAGCCAUCGCAACAAUCAAGACCAAGAGGACCAUCCAGUUUGUCGACUGGUGCCCCACGGGAUUCAAGGUGGGCAUCAACUACCAGCCGCCCACCGUGGUGCCGGGCGGCGACCUGGCCAAGGUGCAGCGCGCCGUCUGCAUGCUGUCCAACACCACCGCCAUCGCUGAAGCUUGGGCCAGAUUGGAUCACAAGUUUGAUUUGAUGUACGCCAAGCGCGCUUUCGUGCAUUGGUAUGUCGGCGAGGGAAUGGAGGAGGGUGAGUUCUCCGAGGCCCGCGAAGACUUGGCCGCCCUAGAGAAGGACUACGAGGAAGUCGGCGUUGACUCCACGGAGGGAGAAUUGGAUGAAGAAAACGAAUAUUAA